Ostrea edulis (European flat oyster) is the source of this 1705-nucleotide messenger RNA. RefSeq lists its product as uncharacterized. The record is from RefSeq and is a predicted model, not a curated record. Bases 45 to 863 code for a protein of 272 amino acids. Lineage: Eukaryota; Metazoa; Mollusca; Bivalvia; Ostreida; Ostreidae. The transcript is spliced from 2 exons.
AUGGGGGAGUCCGGAACACACUAACAUCCAUAAUUGAUGUUGACAUGAAAACUCAGCCAACACUAUCAGGCCAAUUGAAAUUCCCAAUCAGCCAGUUCAACAAUUUCAUCUUUAAGGACAGUGGUAUUCUGGCAUUCAAGUCAUACAGUUUUGGAGAGCAUCUUAUACCAUCUGAAAAGCUUGAAGUUGUAACAAAGAAUUUGGUGGACAUCCCAGAAGCUGUGAUUGUUGCAAGUCCCAAACCUUCCACUACAAAGGCAAGGCAGAAGAAAUCUACAAGUCGUUUGUUCUCAUGUUGUGAUCCGGAUUGUGUUAAAGAGUUUAGGAAAGAAAGUCAAUUAUUGAACCACCUAGCUAUUGGAAAUCAUGUGUAUGACAGUGAAGAACAGGACAACAUACUGGAUACCACAAAAAGAAUAUGGGUGCAGACUUGCACAAAAUUUAGAUCCACCCAACCCAGUUUCACAGUAGAAACUCAUGACCUUGAAGAUGAAGUCGUGUAUGAAACACAGGCAUAUGCAUUGAAACAAAGGAGGAAAAGUACUCGAUUUUCCAGCAAAGUUAAGAAUUUUUUGAUUGAGAUUUAUGAUGAAGGAGAAAAAACUGGACGAAAGGCCAAUCCCUAUACCGUUAGUAAACAGAUGCGAUUAGAAAAGGAUCCAGAAGGGAGAAGACUUUUCGGCCCAAGUGAAUGGCUGACACACCAGCAAAUUAGAAGUGUGUUUGCCUCUUUUGUUGUGAAAGCACGGAAAUCAUCAAGUUCUUCUUCCCAAGCAAAACGUUUGAAGUUGGAAGAGGUCAAUGACGAAGAGGAUGAACUUUUGGAAAAUAUUAUUGAAAGUCUUCAUGCGACAGAACAAUAAGAGGCAGUUCAAGCUAUUGCCAAUGAACUUGCAAAGUGAAUGUGUUUCAUCAUUUAAUAUUGUUGAAUAUAUUUGUACAUAUAUGCAAUUUUACACCAAAAUCUACGUAUAAUAUUCACUGUAGCGAAUUAUGAUUACUUCCUAAAUUCUUUACUAGUAAUUGUUGGAAAAAAUGUACAUGUCCACUGUAGUGAAUCAUGUGUACUUCCUAUAUUCUUUAUUAGUAAUUGUUGGGAAAAGCAAUCUUUGAAAUACAUCUUUCUUUUUCUCAGUGUUAAAAAUAUGAAACAUAAUGAGGUUUUUUAUGGUAAGAUUUACUUUCAAAAUAUUUUCUUAGACAUCUGAUGAUUUUGUUCUGAUAUAUGACAUUGGGUUGAAUUCUAAUGCGAAAUUAAAGUAUCAAAUGUGUUUUGCUACUUAUUAGAAAAUUUCAUAUCACAGUUUUUACAGAAGAAUAAGGUAUGCUGUGUAUUAUUUUGUAUUAUAAGUGUACAAACAUACUUGCAUGUAACUUGGUGUUUUCAUUUAUUGUUCUAUUGUUACCUGAGAACACUGUGUGAGGAAAAUGUUUACAGUAGCAUGUGUAUGAUUAACUUCUAUAUUUUCUUAUGUGUACCAUAUUUCUGUAUGUACACAAUGUUUAGCGUUAAUAUUUUGUCAUUACAUGUAUUCACGACAUGUAAUGAUUUUUUUUUUUUUUUUUAUUUUUUUUUUUACAGUUUAUGAAUUAAAUUGUAAUGGAUGUUACAGUGUAUGUAUAAUAUUACAUUAAUUAUUCAUGUGUGGAGCAUGUUAUUAUUAUUACUUGUAAUUACAGGUUUACCUUUUAAUUGAAUAUUUGA